This is a messenger RNA of Pseudovirgaria hyperparasitica, 658 nucleotides long. Its product is annotated as DUF336-domain-containing protein. The record is from RefSeq and is a predicted model, not a curated record. The coding region runs from base 84 to 539 and encodes 151 amino acids. The transcript has a single exon. Lineage: Eukaryota; Fungi; Ascomycota; Dothideomycetes; Acrospermales; Acrospermaceae.
AUUAGCUGCCUUUGGGGGAAUUCCAUCGCCUGUAUGUUGUUCAUUCUUCUAUAGUUGUACUCACCGAGAACAGAAUAAAUAUCAUGGCGACUAAAUUUCCUCCCAUUCUUACUCUUCAGGGGGCGCGCGAAGCCGUUAUCGCUGCCACACAUCGUGCCAUAGAGAUUGGGAUCCCUAUGAACAUCGCCAUCGUCGACGCCAAUCUUCACCUACUACUCUUCGAACGCAUGGAGGGUGCAAAAAUUACAAGCAUCGAUAUCGCCAUCAAUAAAGCCUUUACUGCAGCAGGCCACCGUGUUCCGACAUCAGUUUAUAAGGAAGCAGUGUGGCCUGGGGGUGCUGCUUUUGGUAUAUGGAAUAGUAAUGGGGGGAGGUUUACAACAAUCGCAGGAGGCUGUCCCAUUGUGGAUGUACAUGGCAAUGUUCUUGGUGCGAUUGGAUGCAGUACGGGUACGCCAGCAGAAGAUGAAGAUGUAGCUACCAGAGGGAAGGAAGCCAUUGAGAGAGUUGUAAGGAUUGGAUCUAAGGCGAAGCUAUAGUUGCGCCCAUGACCUAUAAGAGACUUCGUCCAUGAAGUACGUUAGUCUUCUUUGCUCAUGCUACCAUGGUGCUAGCCGGACCUUGAGGAAUCGAGAGAGAUAACACCUGUCAAGUGUCU